CAACUCCUUUAUGGGGGGACGAACUGACGAAUACCUAUUCCUGAAACAAAACCCAUCUCUCUCCAUUUUUUAUGACUACUAUUACACCAACAUAGUAGUUAUAUAUACUUCUUUACAUAUCCAUUUAUAGAUAGUUCCAGAGAGAGUCAGGGGGGGCAGAGUGAGAAAGAUCGGACUUUUGCCAGCCCUUGGGAGGAAUAGAUGGCUUUGAGGCGCCUUUUCACGCAGGUUGCAAAGCAGCCAUUUAACAGUCUGCUUGCAAGAUCUUAUCUCAUUUCCCAGAGGUUUGGAGGGAGUAGACUUUCAGGUGCUCAAGAAAGGUUUCAGUCUAGCUACGUUGGCAGUUUAGCUCGGAGAGUACGUGAUGCAAAUGGAUCAAGUGACAUUGCAUACCUUAAAGAGCUUGGUCACCGAAAUGAUCCUGAGGCUGUGAUCAGGCUAUUCGAAAGUCAACCUUCAUUGCACUCAAACCCAUCAGCACUUGCUGAAUAUGUUAAAGCAUUGGUCAGAGUUGACAGGCUGGAUGAAAGUGAGUUAGUCAGGACGUUGCAGAGAGGCAUUGCAGGCGCUGCUAACUCGCAAGCUGGGGAAGAAAGCAUAGGGGGUCUUUCAGCUUUUAGGAACAUGGGAAAAUCUACAAAAGAUGGUGUUCUUGGAACCGCUAGUGCACCUUUGCAUAUGGUAACUACAGAAGGAGGGCAUUUCAAGGAACAAUUGUGGCGGACAUUCCGAACCCUGGGUAUGGCCUUUCUAUUGAUUUCUGGUGUAGGAGCACUCAUUGAGGACAGAGGAAUUAGUAAAGGACUUGGUCUGAAUGAGGAGGUGCAACCCAGCAUGGAGUCUAACACAAAAUUUAGUGACGUCAAAGGUGUCGAUGAGGCAAAAGCUGAGCUAGAAGAAAUUGUUCACUAUCUUCGAGACCCCAAGCGCUUCACCCGUCUUGGUGGCAAACUUCCAAAAGGUGUUUUGCUUGUUGGUCCACCUGGCACUGGCAAGACAAUGUUAGCAAGGGCUAUAGCAGGAGAAGCUGGAGUGCCUUUUUUCUCGUGCAGUGGCAGUGAGUUUGAGGAAAUGUUUGUGGGUGUUGGAGCCCGAAGGGUGAGAGAUCUCUUUGCUGCUGCAAAGAAGCGGUCACCGUGUAUUAUAUUUCUUGAUGAGAUAGAUGCUAUAGGGGGGAGCCGUAACCCAAAGGACCAGCAGUAUAUGAAGAUGACCUUGAAUCAGUUGCUCGUUGAGCUUGAUGGCUUCAAACAAAAUGAUGGCAUCAUUGUGAUUGCUGCAACUAAUUUCCCUGAGUCGUUGGAUAAAGCGCUGGUGAGACCUGGACGGUUUGAUCGUAACAUUGUUGUCCCGAAUCCUGAUGUUGAAGGGCGGAGACAGAUUUUAGAAUCCCAUAUGUCAAAGGUUUUGAAGGGCGAUGAUGUUGACAUGAUGAUCAUUGCCAGGGGAACUCCUGGAUUCUCGGGUGCUGACCUCGCAAACUUGGUCAACAUUGCAGCUCUCAAGGCUGCAAUGGACGGUGCUAAAGCUGUGAGCAUGGCCGAUCUAGAAUACGCAAAGGACAAGAUCAUGAUGGGAAGCGAGCGCAAAUCGGCUGUCAUAUCGGAUGAGUCACGUAAGCUGACGGCCUUCCAUGAAGGUGGCCAUGCCCUAGUUGCUAUCCAUACCGAUGGGGCCCUUCCGGUGCACAAGGCAACCAUUGUGCCUCGUGGCAUGGCUCUGGGCAUGGUUGCCCAAUUACCCGACAAGGAUGAAACGAGUAUUUCCCGUAAGCAAAUGCUGGCUCGUCUUGAUGUUUGCAUGGGGGGUAGAGUUGCAGAAGAGCUCAUCUUUGGAGAAAAUGAGGUUACUUCCGGUGCAUCUUCUGAUCUUCAGCAAGCAACUAGUCUAGCUAGAGCUAUGGUCACAAAAUACGGCAUGAGCAAGCAAGUUGGGGUUGUGACACACAAUUACGACGAUAAUGGAAAGAGCAUGAGCACAGAGACUAGGCUUCUUAUAGAGAAGGAAGUGAGAGAACUCUUGGAAAGGGCUUAUAAUAACGCGAAAAACAUUCUCAUUACUCAUAGCAAGGAGCACCAUGCUCUUGCUAAUGCUUUGCUCGAGCAGGAGACAUUGACAGGAAGUCAAAUCAAGGCUUUGCUUGCUCAGGUGAACUCUGAGCAACCACAGCAGCAGCAUCAAGCUGUUGUACCACAGAAUACUUCGCAAUCCAACCCUGUGCCACCUUCAACGCCCAAUGCAGCAGCUUCUGCUGCGGCUGCGGCGGCAGCAGCCGCGGCGGCUGCAACUGCAGCAGCCAAGGCACAAGGAGUUGCUCCGGUGGGGUCUUAGCCAGACGAUGAAUAUCGAUGUGCAUAUACUUAUUUUACAUGCAGAAGCCAUUGUCUGUUUUUUAGAAGCACUGUAGGUUGACGCUCCCAGUGCUGUUACUAUUUAUGUAGCUUGGAAGUCAAGUGCAAGUGUAGCAGUCAUGUAUAAGUCCAGAGGAUUAUAUUUAACGGUCCGUUUUUAUUUUUGUUCUGCAAUAGAGUUGACUUAAUUUUUAUUUUUAAUUUACUGACAUUUUGUAUUUUUGUUCUGCGGUUUUGCUUACUCUUUUGCUCCUGUCGGAUGAGUUGUAAAUUUUCUAAUAAAGAGGUUCGAGUCUCCUUA
Molecule: messenger RNA, 2652 nt
Organism: Rhododendron vialii
Lineage: Eukaryota; Viridiplantae; Streptophyta; Magnoliopsida; Ericales; Ericaceae
Product: ATP-dependent zinc metalloprotease FTSH 4, mitochondrial
Exons: 7
Coding region: 202-2331 (709 amino acids)
Biological process (GO): proteolysis
Cellular component (GO): membrane; chloroplast thylakoid
Molecular function (GO): ATP binding; ATP hydrolysis activity; ATP-dependent peptidase activity
Source: RefSeq, a predicted model, not a curated record